This is a messenger RNA of Penicillium verhagenii, 954 nucleotides long. RefSeq lists its product as uncharacterized. The record is from RefSeq and is a predicted model, not a curated record. NCBI's taxonomy places the organism in Eukaryota, Fungi, Ascomycota, Eurotiomycetes, Eurotiales, Aspergillaceae. Bases 1 to 954 code for a protein of 317 amino acids. The transcript has a single exon.
AUGUCCCAACAACAUCCCCCUCACACCCUCUCAAACAUCGGACCCAUGCACGCCCCCCAAAUCGACCCCUCAACGCCAAAGCUCUGCAUAGCCAACAAAGUAAACAUCAAAGUCUGCGACCCACAAGACUCCUUCGCCCCGUCAAUCAUCCACGAGCCCCCAAUCAUCUACGAAGUUCAAAGCUACAACAAAUCCGACAAACGGACCAGCGCCGUCGUCCUCGUCUCCGGCGCCGGCGGAGGUGUCUCCGGACCAGCAGGUAACAUACACCAACCCUCCAACCCUACCCUACCCCCAACCUCCUUCGAAACCAACCUACACAGACCCACUAACAGCCAACCGCACGCAGGAAUCUACCCCUCCCUCGCCGACAAGAUCGCCCUCCUCCUCUCAAUCCCCUGCAUCCGCCUGGACUACCGCACGCCCUCCGAAACAACCACCUGCACCGCCGACAUCCGCGCAGCCCUCGACCACCUGCACGCGCAGUACGGCGCCCAAAAGUUCCUGGUAGUCGGCUGGUCCUUCGGCGGGAGCCCGUGCUUCAGCGUCGCGGCGCAAGAGCCCGAGCGCGUGCUCGGCGUCGUUGCCAUCGCGUCCCAGAUCGCCGGGACGGAGGCCGUCAGGGCGCUGAGUCCGCGGCCGCUCCUGCUGCUGCAUGGGGAGGCAGAUAGUGUGCUUUCGCCGUCGUGCUCGGAGACGCUGUUUCAUCAGUAUGGGGAGAAGGGCGAUAGGCGUAUUAGGCUGUUUCCUGGGGACGAUCAUGGGCUUACGGGGAAUGCGGCGUUGGUUGAGCGGAAGAUUUUUACUUUUGCGGCGAGGUGUCUUGGGUUAGAGGAUAUUGUGGAUGCGGAUGUGUUGGAGCAGGCGGGGACUGAUUUGGUGCAUGGGAAGGAGGAGAGGCUUAAGGAGAUGGUUCGGGGGAGGGAUUUGGUGAAUGGGGAGAGGUUGUUUUAG